Mytilus trossulus (common blue mussel) is the source of this 3131-nucleotide messenger RNA. Its product is annotated as ubiquitin-conjugating enzyme E2 W-like. The coding region runs from base 16 to 471 and encodes 151 amino acids. The record is from RefSeq and is a predicted model, not a curated record. The transcript has 6 exons. NCBI's taxonomy places the organism in Eukaryota, Metazoa, Mollusca, Bivalvia, Mytilida, Mytilidae.
AACAGACAGACGAUCAUGGCUUCUAUGGAGAAAAGACUGCAAAAAGAACUAACAGCAUUAAUGAAAGAUCCUCCUACAGGUGUUAAAGUAGAUGCUGAAAGUAUUUAUAAGAAUUUAUCUGAAUGGAUAGUUGACCUUGAUGGAGCCCCUGGAACAUUGUAUGCUGGGGAGAGUUUGCAGUUAUUAUUUAAGUUUGGUUCGAGAUAUCCAUUUGAUUCACCACAAGUUAUGUUUGUAGGACCAAAUAUACCUGUUCAUCCACACGUAUACAGUAAUGGACAUAUAUGUUUGUCAAUUCUCACAGAAGACUGGUCUCCUGCUCUAUCUGUUCAAGCUGUUUGUCUUAGUAUUGUCAGUAUGUUAUCUAGUUGUACAGAAAAGAAGAGACCACCUGAUAAUGCUUUUUAUAUAAAAACCUGUAGUAAAAAUCCUAAGAAAACAAGAUGGUGGUAUCAUGAUGAUAAUGUAUGAGGAUGAAGCUUUGUAGGUGGCAAACUUUUUAAUUUAAACAGACAACUUGAACAUUUAGAUUCUGAAGGAUGUUAAACCAAGUUAGACCUGCAUGGAAAUAUUUGUUUACAGUUGUAGAUAAUGCGAAAAAUCUGAUAAACAUCUGUUGUAAAGGUUCAACACUGAUUUCUUUGAAGAUUUAUUCUGUACUUCUUUUACAUAUCUUGUUUCAAGGAGUGGAAAAUGUAUUGUUGUAUAUACAUCAUAUAUGUUUAUAAGGGUAGUGACUGAGCCCACACAUAAGAAUUUGUUAUUUUUGUAUGUUUGUGUUUUUUUCUUCAAAGUAUGUUUUAAUUUGUGCAUAAUAAAUCUUCCAUUUUUUUCCCAAUAUGUCAACCAUUAAGUCAGUGAUAUAUUCAGUAAUUGUUUGCUCCAAAACAAAUAGAGACAUUUAGAGCCUAUUUUUGUUAAGUUUUAAAUAUCAUUUAUAAAAAAAAGAUAUAUUUUAAGCAACACUUAAACCACUGAUUUAUUUAAAGCGUCAAAACAUACUUGUAUUUCUUGUUUUCUAUGAGAAGAUAAAAUCAUACUUGAUUCAUUAUUAUUUGUGUUGUAAUUUAUGAGGAUUUGUAGUUAAAAGUGAAACAUAAUGUGUUCAGCUAAAUCUGUAGACUUUUUUGCGUAAUUUUGGUGAACACAUGAAAUCAUCUAUCCCUGAAAAAACUUUUUUCACAAGUCCACUAAACUGGUACUAACAUAAAUGAAUCCACAGUCCCUAUAAUCAUUACUUGUUGUUCUAAUUUAUUUGUUGGACUUAACUUUUGAAUAAAAGAGAAAAAUAAAAUAUUUGGUCAGAUUUUGCUUACUAAUAAUAAGCCGUACUGGAAUGAAACUCUGACUGAACUUUUCAAAAAACUAAGGAUUUUCUUAUCCCAGGAGUAGAUUACCUUAGCAGUAUUUGGCACAACUUUUUGGAAUUUUGGGUCCUCAAUGCUCUUCAACUUUGUACUUGUUUGGCUUUUUAACUGUUUUGAUAUGAGCAUCACUUAUGAUUCGUAUGUAAAUGAAACACGCUUCUGGGGUAUUAAAUUAUAACCCUGGUACCUUUGAUAACUAUUUUGCACCAAGUAAAAAAUUUAUUUACUAUUAUUAUUUGAAAUGUCAUAACAAUAUAUUUAAAGGAUAGUAAGGAAUAACAAUAAAUAUUGAACAGUAUAAAAGACUCCAGGAACCACAAACACCCUUCUUUUUCUAUAAAAAAAAUGAUGGUGUUCAAUCAGCAACAAAUAGCAAGUAUCUAGAUAGCAUGACUUUAAAACAAGCAUAAUUAAGGUUUAAGCAGAAAAGAUAUAUUUUUUUUAGACAUUUUGUUGUUCCUCAUAUGCACCCAAUGUAUAAACAGACUAGGGUGGGAAUGUCAUAUGUAAAGUAUUUUGUAGUUUCUCUUGUGCAGUAGCAAUUUCUAUGCUGUUUCAGGAUGGUAACAUCACACAUUGAAUAUUAUUUUGUUACCAUCUGAAGUUAAGGUGUUAAAACUGUGAUAUUAUCUGUUAUAUGUAUAACCUCUUUUUUUCACUUGCUUAUGGGAAUGAAAUAAGUUCCUUUAAUAUUUUUUUUUCAGUUUCAAUGUUUGUGUAGCUUUAAUAAUAGGUGUUAAGAAAAGCAGAUAUUGAAUCAAUUGAUCCUAAAAUAGAAAACUUAGCAUUUCAUCAGUGUGACAGUAACCAAAACUCUAAAACCAAAAGAAAUGUAAAGGAAUGUUAUCACAGAAAAGCCUAUUGCAAAUAAAACAAUCCCUUUUUUUAAUCUUCAAUUGAACAGAAAAUGGUUUAAGUUUGGGUUUCUAGAAGGGUAACAGUUUUAGUCAGCCUAAGGUAUAUACUUUUUAAUCAAGUAUGAAAAUGUAUUAAAUUUUACUCAAGUAUGUAGCAUUGUAUAUCUUUUUUGUUAUUGAAUAUAUUUUGAUGUUAAGUUGCCCUUGCCAAUCAUCUGUACAUAUGGCUUUUUUUGUGCAAUAUAGUUUAUAUAAAGAACACUAUUACACGAUACUGUCACUUGGUAUUCAUCUUGCGUUGGUAAAUGAUAAAAGGGGCAAGUAUGCUAUCAAACAUUAUGUGGCAUCUACAAUUUUAAAUCUUAAAGCGCUUCAAGACCUUUCAAAUUGAAGAUGAAUUUUAAGUGCAAAAUUGAUAUUUUAAUUCCAUUAUGCUAAAGUAUGCCCGCUUAGUUUAAAUAUUCAAUUGAUAAUUUCAUUAUUACAUUACAAACGAUUCAUUAGAAGUAUAUUUCAAAACCUUUCUAACAACAUUUCCAUUUAUCCUUGCAUUCUCAAUAAAAAGGAAACACUGUGAUUUUGGACCUAUAAAUAUUCAAAGAGUAGUCAUAUAGUUGUGACUCUUAAGAUACAUAGUUUUGGCUUAUUUAUUUUUAUUUUUGUUAUUGUUUAUUACUUUAAUUGUUAUUUUUUUAAAGUAUCAUUUAAUUUACUGCUUAGUGAAUGUGAAAAUCUUAUUGUUAAUAUAUAUUGUUGUUUGUUUAUAGAAGUAUGCUAUAAGUGUGUUGAUAUUCUAUCUGCGAUGGAAUAUUUCAUUAUGUUUGCAAGCAAGUUUAUUCCUUUGUGAAAAAAUAGAGCAAAUUAAACAUCUCAGUAUAAUUUUAAUGAUAAAAUGUGUAAUAACAAA